AGCAACAGAGAGCUGUGGGCAUCAUGUUCUCCACUACACUGGUCGUCCUGCCGCUGCUGUGGCUCUCACUGGCCUCUGCAUCUCACUUCUUUGGAGGGCUUGUGAACUACAGAUACAAAAGUCUCAGCAAUGGGACCUUUGGGGUGGAACUCAGGAACAAGGCAACAUUCCGUUCAUGUCAAUACCAAUAUGGAACUUGUUACAACAACGGGAACAACUGCGGGAUCAACGACCAAAUAGACAUGGGUGUGAUUGACAGGAGUAACAAUGGCCCCCCACGUGCAAACACGUGGUGUCAAACAGAAACAGUUGUCACUAAGGUCCUCCCCAGUGAUAAACCUUUCCAAACCAGGGAAUUCAGCUGCUGUUGGAUCUUUGAGUACCCCUAUUUAACAUCUCCAUCAUGGAGUGUACUGACUUCUGUGGAUUUGGGCAAAAGAUCAGACACUAAGAAGCCAAACAACUCUCCUGAUAUUGGCAUUCUCCCUUUUCUGCGGGUUCCUCAGAACUGCAAACGCACCUACAAACCCAUGGCCUUUGACCCUGAUGGAGAUGUUGUUCGAUGCAGAUAUGGAAAAAAAAUGACUGCAGAAUGUGAUUCUUGUAAAAGACAUGCAGGAUUCCAAGUAGAUGAGGCUACAUGCACACUGCACUAUCUGGCUUCUGGAAACCAAGGCGUCUAUGAAUUUGAAUUGGUGGUGGAGGACUUUCCACGAAAGCCUGUUAUGCUCUCUUACUCUGAUGGAACCAAGGCUUUCAAAUAUGCAUGGACUGCACGAAGAAAGAGAGCAGUGCCGACUACUGUCCCUACUACUACUACUACUACUACUACUACUACUACUACUACUACUAAGGCCCCUACUACUACUACUACUACUGCCCCCACUACUAUCCCUGCCCCAACUACAACACCAUGGUGGUAUUAUUACCACUACCACACCAUGGACUACAACUACUACUGCCCCCACUACUACAACUCCACCACCCACUACUUCUGCAUCCUUGAAAACUGCGCUCAGUUUGCUGCCUAUGCAGUUUGUUUUUUACGUGGACCCACCUGUUCCCACUUGUGCUGAAGGAUAUUAUCUGCCAAAGUAUGUUUCCCCAACACCCAGAGACGGAGAGGUCAUUCUGGCAGAAGCUGGAAAAGAAGUAGAGAUAAAAGUCAAGGCCAAAGCUCUUUAUUCACAAGUUGACGACCUUAUAAUGACCGGGCCGCUGAAUAUCACCAAGCACAAAACCACUGGAGAUGAGUUCACCAUCAGAUGGACUCCUACUUCUGAAGAAAUCGGACACUAUUUUCCAAUCUGCUUUGCUGUUGAAUUUAAAAAUGGAACUUACGUUUACCAAACUGAGAUGAGAUGUGUGCUGGUGAACGUUACAAAGAAUCUAGUGAACACAGUGGUCACCUGUCUGGAGUCUUCCAUGAUUGUGGAGGUGGAGAAAGCCACAUUGCCUCCACUCCAUUAUGAAGAUCUGCGUCUGUCUGAUCCCAGUAACACAGCCUGCAGCCUCCAAACCCACUCCAACAGCACCCACGUGGUCGCCAUAGUGCCCCUCAACGCCUGUGGCACCCAGAUCGAGGAGGAUGAUGAUGAUCUACUUUUCAUGAAUGAGAUCACCACAGUGGACAAUACCUCGGCCCUCAUCACCAGAAAACACCUGUUGGAAAUCAAGUUCUGCUGCCAGUACUCCAAAAGAGGAAACGUGACCGCCACCUUCAAGGCUCACAGAGAGAAUGUGACAGUGUGGGAAAAGGGCUUUGGGAAGUUCACCUACAGCUUUGAGUUCUUCCCAAAUCAGAAGUUUGUCACCAGUAUCGAUCCCUGGCUCUACCCUCUGGAGUAUGACGUGGGCGAUCGCAUCUUCAUGGCGAUCGAAGCAACAGGUCCACUCAACAACACAGAGCUGUUUGUGGAGUCCUGCAGAGCUGCACCCUAUGACAACCCCAACUACCCCCAUCCCUACAGCCUCAUUGAGAACGGCUGCAACUUAGACUCAACACUGAUCGUCUAUCCAAGAAGUCACAACAGACAAGUCAAAUUCAGCUUUAAGGCCUUUAAGUUCAUUGGCCUUCAUGACCAGGUCUACAUCAGCUGCUCGGUGUUGAUGUGUGAAGCUGGAAACCCACACACUCGCUGCGCUCAGGGAUGUCUGCCCAAUGCACCAAGAAGAAACAGGAGAGAGGCCGCCAUUGAGACUGGAGUCCACUAUGUGUCCCAGGGCCCACUGCGCCUCAAGAGAUCUGUGCAGGCAGAAAACACAGGCCUGAACCUCAACCUGGUAUUCAUCACUGGCUGUGCUCUGGCCGCUGUGGGGAUGAUCUGUGGAGUCUUCUUCUACAAAGCCAAGAGAUCAAGUGUCAAUUACCAAGUUCUGCCUUCAGAUGAAAGCUAGAAACACCACCUGCAGAUGCAAGAAACACACUGCACUAUUAGAAUACGGUGAUUAAUGAAGAAUUAUGGGUGAAGGUGAAGGAUUUUAAUCAAGUUAUUUUUUGAAUCACAUCACAUUUACACAGAAAUAAUUAUCAGCGUUGUCUUGUAUGUCUCUAAAUAUAACAAAAGCUAAUUACAAUUAUAAUUUGAAUCGGGCUGUAAUUUGUGUUGGUAAGGGUGUACUAGUUAUUUAAACUACUAAUUUAAACUAAACUACAGCAGCACCAGACAAUGCAAAAAUAUAGAUUUUGCACUGUUGGCUAAUGCAAUAGUUAUUAUUAAUAUAGCAACAGACUAUAUAUCACAAUAACAAUAAGAGUAUUUUUUCUAAUUAUUUUGAAUUUAUUAUUGCCAUUUAUAUUUUUGCUUUUUGUUAUUAUAAUAUAUUGUGACAUGUGAGCUACUGUGCCCAAAUAAUUUCUCUUGUGAAUCAAUAAAGUUUGUCUAAACCUUAGAAAA
Molecule: messenger RNA, 2897 nt
Organism: Boleophthalmus pectinirostris (great blue-spotted mudskipper)
Lineage: Eukaryota; Metazoa; Chordata; Actinopteri; Gobiiformes; Gobiidae
Product: ZP domain-containing protein-like
Exons: 13
Coding region: 631-2397 (588 amino acids)
Source: RefSeq, a predicted model, not a curated record